GCCGUCGGCGGCGGCGGGCCCGGCGCGGCGGCCAUGGUGCUCCAGGUCGUGCUGCUCAUGUGGCUGCGGACGACGAUCAACGUGCAGAUGGCCACGGGCGCGAGCUUCUUCGCCACGGUCGCGGCGCUCUACGCCGAGGGCGGCGUCGGCCGCUUCUACCGCGGCGCGUGGGUCGCGCUGCUGAGCGCGCCCCUGAGCCGCUUCGGCGACACGGCGGCGAACGAGGGCGUGCUCGCGCUCCUCGCGGACCGGCCGGGGGUGCCCGUGGCCGUCAAGACGGUCGCCGCGUCCGCGUGCGCGGCGCUCUGGCGCGUCGCGAUCUUCCCCGUCGACACGGUGAAGACGACGCUCCAGGUCGGCGGCGCGGGCGCGGCACACGCCCUCGCGCGCAAGGUCGCGGCGGCCGGCCCCCUCGCGCUCUUCGACGGCUGCGUCGGCGCGGCGCUCGCGACGCUCGCGGGCCACUACCCCUGGUUCGCCGCGAACAACGUCCUCGAGGCGCGCGUGCCCGACUGGGGGCCCCGGCGGACGCACGCGCGGCGCGCCCUCAUCGGCUUCGCGUGCUCCGCCGUGUCCGACACGACGUCGAACUCGAUCCGCGUCGUCAAGGUCUACGUGCAGACGGCGCCGGAGCCGCUCUCCUACGGCGCCGCGCUCGCGCGCGUCGUCGCGGACCGCGGCGUCUGGGGGCUCCUCUUCUCGGGGCUCCCGGCGAAGCUGUUGUGCAACGGCGUCUCGUCCGUCGUCUUCUCCGUCAUCUGGAAGACGCUCAUGGACCGGCGCAGGGCCGCGCCGGGCAGCCCGCGGAAGCGCGACGACGGCGACGGCGGAAAUGACGACGACGACCCCGAGGCGGGGCUCCUGUCCCGCGCCUAGGCGGCUCUCGCCACCGUGGUCGGGCCGUCUCUACACACGUGGUCG
This is a messenger RNA of Aureococcus anophagefferens, 921 nucleotides long. RefSeq lists its product as hypothetical. The transcript has a single exon. The coding region runs from base 34 to 876 and encodes 280 amino acids. The record is from RefSeq and is a predicted model, not a curated record. Lineage: Eukaryota; Pelagophyceae; Pelagomonadales; Pelagomonadaceae.